AGCGGGAGGGGAGAGAAUGUGACAAGUGCCGGCUCGGGCGGCCGCCGGGAGGCCGCGCGCACCUGUCCCUGCCCAUCUCGCGCCGCCCGCGGCCGCUCGGACGCGCGCACAGCCGCCCCCCGCCGCCCGAGCGCAGAGCGCGCGCCGAGAACAUGACUUCUGCCUUCAAGCUGGAUUUCCUCCCGGACAUGAUGGUCGAGGGCCGCCUGCUAGUUCCCGACAGAAUUAACGGCACAGCCAACAAGAUGAACGGCGCUUUGGAUCACUCAGACCAACCAGACCCAGAUGCCAUUAAGAUGUUUGUCGGACAAAUCCCCCGGUCCUGGUCGGAAAAGGAGCUGAAAGAACUUUUUGAGCCUUACGGAGCCGUCUACCAGAUCAACGUCCUCCGGGACCGGAGUCAGAACCCUCCCCAGAGUAAAGGUUGUUGUUUCGUAACAUUUUAUACAAGAAAAGCUGCACUUGAGGCCCAGAAUGCACUGCACAAUAUUAAAACUUUACCUGGGAUGCAUCAUCCCAUUCAGAUGAAACCUGCCGAUAGUGAAAAGUCAAACGCCGUGGAAGACCGAAAAUUGUUCAUAGGAAUGGUUUCGAAGAAAUGUAAUGAGAAUGAUAUCAGGGUGAUGUUUUCUCCAUUUGGCCAGAUAGAAGAAUGCCGGAUUCUCCGGGGACCCGACGGGCUGAGUCGAGGCUGUGCGUUUGUCACAUUUUCUACAAGGGCAAUGGCACAGAAUGCAAUCAAAGCCAUGCAUCAGUCUCAGACCAUGGAGGGCUGCUCCUCACCCAUCGUAGUCAAGUUCGCGGACACUCAGAAGGACAAAGAGCAAAGGCGCCUCCAGCAGCAGCUGGCGCAGCAGAUGCAACAGCUCAACACUGCCACCUGGGGGAACCUGACGGGCCUGGGCGGACUCACCCCGCAGUACCUGGCGCUCCUGCAGCAGGCCACCUCCUCCAGCAACCUGGGUGCGUUCAGUGGCAUUCAGCAGAUGGCUGGCAUGAAUGCUCUGCAGCUACAGAACCUGGCGACGCUGGCAGCCGCCGCGGCCGCGGCCCAGACCUCAGCCACCACCACCAAUGCAAACCCUCUGUCCACCACGAGCAGCGCCCUGGGAGCCCUCACAAGUCCGGUGGCUGCUUCAACCCCCAACUCCAGUGCUGGUGCGGCCAUGAAUUCUCUGACCUCUCUUGGGACUCUGCAAGGGCUGGCGGGAGCCACUGUCGGACUGAAUAAUAUUAAUGCACUAGCAGUUGCUCAAAUGCUCUCAGGUAUGGCGGCUCUGAACGGAGGACUUGGCGCCACGGGCUUGACGAAUGGCACGGCGGGCACCAUGGACGCCCUCACGCAGGCCUACUCAGGGAUCCAGCAGUACGCGGCCGCGGCGCUGCCCACUCUGUACAGCCAGAGCCUGCUGCAGCAGCAGAGCGCCGCAGGCAGCCAGAAGGAAGGUCCAGAGGGUGCAAACCUCUUUAUUUACCACCUUCCACAGGAGUUUGGAGACCAGGACAUUCUGCAGAUGUUCAUGCCUUUUGGAAAUGUUAUCUCUGCUAAAGUCUUCAUUGACAAACAGACCAAUCUGAGCAAGUGCUUUGGUUUUGUUAGCUACGACAAUCCGGUGUCUGCACAAGCUGCUAUCCAGGCUAUGAAUGGCUUUCAGAUUGGCAUGAAACGCUUGAAGGUCCAGCUGAAGCGCUCCAAAAACGACAGCAAACCUUACUGAUCCUAACCCCAGAGGCUCCCUGCUCUUAUUUUAGCUUUCUUAGGGUAAGUCCCACAAGCCAGCCUGUUCUCAACAGGAAAGGCAGAGGAGGACCACAUUGCCAACUUUUACCAAGAGAGACGGUUAUUUUUACAAUAAGGCCUCCAUGUCCCCUUCCCGCUCCCCCGUCCCCGUUCGCCAUAAUUAAAACUCGGGCUACCUUGUUUCUAUUGAGUAAACUCCUCUUCCAGUUGUGCCACUGUAUUCUCCUUUGUUUUGCAAUUUGAAUCUCCUUUUACCUUCGUUUUGUUUCCGUUUUUUGUUUCUUCGGUUUUGCCUUUUUUUUUUUUUUUUUUUUUAAGAAAAACACACAUAAAUAAAUGCCAUCUUGAGAAUUUAAAAGGCAAACAAAGGCUAAUGUGCAAUUCUAACUCUGAGACCCCUGGUGCCCCAGAGCACUGCCUGGAGAAUUCACCCCUCCUUGUCCGCGCCCACCCUCGAGGAGGGCGCCGACCGUUUAGAGGUUAAGGUGGUGGCGUAGCGCAAGAGAGAAGCCAGGAGAAGCACUUAAAACACCACAAACGUCUUUCCACUACAUUUGGUUCUGUUUUAACAAGUAGGAUUUUAUUUUAGGGUUCAAAGAAACAUGACAUUUAUUGGUCAGAUUAUUACACUGGUUGUCUAUUUCGUUGUUUUAUUUUUAGUUUUUAGAAAGGAUUAAUGUAAAAAAAAAGAUUUAGAGAUCUGUUUCUUAAAGCUACAGGGUUUAAAAAUAAAAUAAAAAUGAGUGAAAAUACUUGAUGUUUCUUGAAAGAUAAAUUUAAUAAUAAAUAAAUAAUACAUAAAUACAUAAAUAAAAAAGAAAGCCACAGGCCUGUAAAUUUUAUUUGUAAAAAAAGCAUUUCUAUUUUUGUACAAAAUUUUUACUGCCUCAGAAAUAAUGGAAGUUAUUUAUUGCCUAUUGUUAACUUAUUGGGUACCUAAAGAGCAGUUCUCUGUGCUAGCUAGAUCCUUUUGAAGUAGUCUCUAGAGGAAUCGUUCUAGGAAUGGGCUUUUUUUCACCGUUGAACCCUAGGCCUACAGUUCAUGCUUUAUCCUCUCGUUGUUCGUAUCUGUCUGAUUAUUUUGUUCGUAACUUCCAUUAUCUAGUUUACAGUUCAGUCGUCUGACUCUCCCCAUAUGUUACAUCCGUUGAAACUGGAUCCUCUCCCCUUGUCCCUUGCCAGCCCCCAUCCCAAAACACCCAGAAUCCAUCCCCUCUCCUCCUCCGGAUGGAUUCUCUUGGGGUUCCAUUGUGCUGUGGAUAAAGAUUGUAAGAAAUGCAAAUUACGCGAAUGGCUCGUAGACUCCCUAAUGACCUAAGAUUUGCAUUAGUUUUUCUCCUGCACCCUUAAGAGUGAUUUUGUUGCUGCUGCGUAGAUUCUGUGUAACUUUUUACUCUCCCUUGUUUUCUCCCUAGACAUCUUCAUGCCCGUUAGUUCACCGUUUGCCUAGCAUGUCCCUGUGGCGUCUCAAAAAAAAGUUUCAUCGUCCCGUCAUUGUUUCUGAUGUCUUUCUGACCUCACAUCACAUUUGGUUCUCCUACUGACCUUUGAUCUAGUUUGACCUUUGAAAUUUGCAUGUGACCUCAUCUAGCUAUUGAAUUCUGGGAAGUCAAUGUGAAAAACAUUGCUGCAUUCAUGCAAGACUGAAAUUUAUUAUUAGACAAAUUAAUUAUAGAAAAAACCUGUGGCAAAAACGUUUCUUUCUUAUUUUUUUUUCUUUUCAUAAAACAGACUUGAAAGUAUUAUACAGGGAUUGGCAUUCUUCCCGGUCACUGGUAACAAUAGCAAUAUGUGUCCAGGGACACAGAAUGUUGGUUUCUAACAGACUACUUCCAAAAACAGUUUGAGAAAAAAACUGUCUGAUUUUAAGUCUCUAGAGGUCUGUAAUAGUUUUUACAUUUUUCAGGCAGUGUAAAGUUUUUUGAUAAGGCCAUUUUAGGUGGCUCACUUUCUCAUUAAGAUAUAUAUAUAGAACCACUUUUUGUAGAUUAGUAUAAGAAAAAUAUUUACCCUGUUUUGGGGCAAAUGCUACCUAUUUGUGUCACCUUUUGCUGAACUGACUCACAGUUAGACAAUCCAUGGUUUAAUGCACAUGAAAUUACCUAUAUUUUAUACUGUUUCAAUGUACAGGAGAAAGGUUACUGUAAACUGUGUUACGUUGGUGCUUCUGUGAAUUAAGUUGUGGCUUCAUCAUGAGUCUUACGGUCUUAAUGUUCUCUGUUGAUAAGACAAGUUUAGAAUUGGUUUACUUAAAGAAUUUCAAAAAAAAAUGUUUGCUUAAAAAAAAAUUUCAUGUGAGGGGAAAAAAAAAAACCUAUUCCAGAAUAAGUUUUGUGUUGGCUUGUAAAGCAUUGAUGUCAUUUUUUUUUUUUAUUGUGGACUAUUUAGAUGUGUUUGUGUUCAGCAAAAUGUGAUUUUUUUUUUCUUUUAAAGAAAAAAAGUGAAAAUAUAUAGUGCCAAAUUCCAAAGGUACUUCCUUCCUAGAGCUUCAGUGUGUUUCUUGUGAGAAGUAAUUUGAUAACAUGGGUAUUUUAUUAUGUGUUUUGUAUAAAUCCCUAAUAUUUAAAAAACAAAAAACAAAAAAAAAGAGGUUAAAAAGUUUGUUAACUUGCUAUCCUGUGGUCUUGUUGCCUGAAAUUGUUAUUGUUUGUUAUUUCUCUAUGAUGUUUUUUGUAAGACAUUGUAUAAGUGCCCAUGUCUCACUUUUUUAACCGCUCUGCACAUCAAUGCUGUGACGGCAACCUCACAAUGUAUUUUCUUCAUAAUAUAUGGAAACCUCUAAGGUGAGAAAGUUUUGAACUUUUAACCCUUUCUACCCAGAGCUAUCUGGAAUGUGGGUAACUUUUUAUACUGUCAUCAUUUUUCUUUGUUCCGGGGUGUUUCUAAUUUGGAUCGCCCCCCCCCCCAUACAUCUUUUUUUUUGUCUUUCCUACUUUUUUUAUCCAUUGGUUGAGACCCAAAAGAAGAAAACUCUGCAAGGCAAAUCUGAAGGAAAAAGAAUAUACUUUAACUCUCUCUGAUUUUUUUUUACCCUACACCAUUUUUUUGUUGUCGUUUUGAUUAUUUCUCAUCAUUUAAAAAAAAAAUCCGUAUGCUCCUGAAAUUCCUUCUCUGGUUUUCAUUAAAAAGUUUAUUGGCUAAACCUUCUAAAGGGGGAUGGAUGGUAGGCAGAUUCAGCACUUACAUUAACCUUAACUCAUGUAUGCUUUUGAGAUCAGGUUCAGGGGUCUGUUCUAGUGCAGAAUAUUUUCAUUCUACUUCCAAUUAAGCGACUUUGUGUUGAGGUAGUAUUUUGAGGAAUUUUUGUGUCUUACAUGCUUAAAAAGUUAAUGAUGUUUCUCAUCAGCCGUUGUGCUGAGCAUUCUCUGAUCCCAGCAGAUACCUCUGAUUAAGCAAGGUGUCUGGGGUUAGAAGCUGAUAGCCCUUUCCCUUUGGGUUAACUUUAUUAACUGAAAUCAUGUACAAGGGACUGACCACGGAAGUAAAACUCUGUUCUUUAUCACAGUUACUGACCAAAUACCUAGUACCAGGUCCUCCUGCCACUUUGUCAAGUGCCAUAGUACUUGGACUUCGACUUCAUGUUGAACAGCUCUGGCUGUCUUGACAAACCCCUAGGUCAUCCCUCAAGCCCCAACACAAACUCCCGCCUUCUUGAAAGAGGCCCUGGAAGCUUCUUAGUCUCUAAAGGAGUUCAGAAACUGCUGGCUCCCUUUCCUUCCUCCUUUUUCCCACUCCCCACUCUGCUUGGUUUCAUGUGGAUGGGAUAGCCCUGGGAUGGAAAGGACUAGCCUCUAAUGAUGCAAAAAACAAAAACAAAACCACAAACUCAAAACAAGUUUCCUUCUUCCAGCACACGCACUUACAACGAAACGAUCUGUAUUAUCCUCACACGUGUUUACUACUGCUGGGGCCUUCCUUCAUCCUUUGAGGGCUAUUUUGUACUUCCUGCAGCAAUCAGCUUAAUACCAGAAGUUACCGCACGUGUCUCUCACAUACAGCACAGGGUGGCUUGUGGAUGCACAGAACACAAGAGAACACCAUCUGAGUUUCAGACUGUCCUCUCCUUUCACCCGCCUGCAUCUCCCCAAGAGGAGCCUGAGUGCCGGUGACGGUGACCGCAGGCUCAAGACGGGCACUUCGCAUUGGGUGUCUCUUCUUUUGCAGGCAGCCAAACAUUGAAGGGCAAAGUUUGGGGGUUUCUCUUGUUUUGGUUUUUUGUUUUUGGGGUUUUUUUGCAUGUUUGCAUUGUUCUUAAAGCUAACCCUCAGAGACAAACUGUCCUUUUACUCACUUAAUCUUUUAAUAUAAAAAGGAAAAAAGCUGCAAGGGUGCAAAGGGCCUGUGCCAGAAGAAAAAACACACAGGAAACUGUUUUGUUUUGUUUUUUUUUAAUCAAGUGUAGAGAAUAGUCGUUUUUAAACUAAAUCCGAGAAUUGUGAGAAAAUGGCCGUCCUCAAAGGCGUAACAAGUUCAUCUUUCUUUCACCAUAGGGGUUACAGUUCUUUGGCUUGUGCUACUCUGGACUCAUUUUACUGUUUGUUUUUAUUAUCUUAAGUGCUAAUUAACAAGAAAUAAAAUUUUAAAAAAACCUGUAGUUUCAUUACCUUUUUGAAUAAUGUCAUACAAAAAAUGUAUUUGUGUUUUUCUGUGCUGUGAGAAUUGUUGUUUGUAGAUUAAUAAUAUCAUUUUGUUUAGAAUUACAAAAUAGUUUUUAAAUAUUGUCUGAGAAAAGCCAAAGUUAAUGCAACCUAGUGGAAACUGUAAGACCAUUUGAGUAUUGUUUGUUUUAUUGAUGCAUUUGGAUUUUGUUGUUUGAUGGAAUUUGAGCCAAAAAAAAAAAAAAAUACGCAGGCUUUCCUAUUUCUACAACUGAUUGUACUUACGCAUUUUGUACCAGUGGAACUUUUUAUACUGGAGAUUAAAAAAAAAAUGGAAAUUUUUGUGGCUUACUCUAGUGGGCCCCCUGACAAUGACUGAUUUCAAGUUUGAUUUCUGGUUGAUAGAAAGAAAGUUGCUUUUCUUUUGAGAAUUAAAAACUUUGGCUUGAUUUCUUUUUUCCCUUUGCUUAUAUCUAGCAUUAGAAUUUUGUCUUAAAAUACAGCGGUAAGUUUCACUUUUUAUUCUGUAUUGUGCAGUUACACAAUAAGGUAAUUAGAUUUAGAAGUACUCAGUCACUUUAAGUGGAUAAAUGUAUUAGUUACAACUUUAGGGGUUUGCUUUUUUGCUGUUUAGAUCAAAGUUUUUUCUGAUUCUUCUGUCCUCAUUGUGAACAUAACCGUGUAGUUGAAACAGUCAAACUUAUUUUUGUAACGUAUGUUAUUGUGUGAUGCAGUUUUUUGCUUCUGUCUCCAAUAUUAAACCAUUUUCCUAAUACUUGUUUCUCUCUCUGCGUGUUGUAUUGUUGGUAGUCAUUCUGUGUUGGUGAUGCAUCUACACACCUCACUGUUUCACGUAUCUGUUUUUUUUCUCUAUGUUGUGUAAAAAGAUACAGUCGAUUCCACCUAAGUGAAUAUCUGAUUUGGGGAAAGAGAAAACCACACACCAGCCACCUCCGAUUUAUGUACGACAAACAGCCCAUUUUAACCACUGCUUCCAAGACCGCCACUACUUACUGCUAUCUUUCACCUAAAUAACUGCCUCCGGUGUCGGAUUUGCCAAGACCUUUUCCGGUCUUGUGAGCACAGUGUUACAUUUCACCCUCUGUCCUCCCGCCCUGUCCCCCUCGCGGGUGCGUGUACGCGGCUCCUAACUAACACUCCCUCACAACCGCUCUGCUGCAUCACCUUAAGAAACGUCCCAGCAGCAGAGCCAGGGCUCCUCCCACCUCCCCACAAGGCUAAAGGCACGUGGGUGCAAAACCUGCUUAGAAACUCAUCACGUAUUUUAAAGAGGUGAGCUCUAAGGGAAGAACCAACCAACCGACCUGGUGAACAGAAGAUGGGAAAAGGGUUCAACUUAAGUUCAUGCGUUGCUAUUAAUCACUACCUACUUAUAGAAAGGUAAUUUAUUUUUAAGAGCUAACUGAAUCCAGGGGCAGCUUUCAUUAUUAAAAAUAACAGAAAACAAAGGAAAUCCUUCCAAGUGCUCAAUCUAGAAGCUCUCCUCGGAGAUGGGAGGGGAAGGAGGUAAAGGUUCUCAUGCUCACAUCUUCAUAAUCUAUCAUCCAUCUCCAAAUGAAAGCCAGGAAUGCCAUAUGCAUCCACACACUCCCUCCUGAACGAACAUCUGUUUUUUAAAACCUUGUCCCCCACUAUCACCCCAACCCGUUACCAAAAAAACGAAAGAAAAAAAACUCUUCCUCGUAGGCCCUCUGAAACUGAAGCUCCAAGCCCCUCUCCCUUUUCUGCCCAUCUCUUAAGCUCAGGAAUCUGACCGCUCUCCAAGUGCUCUUAAAAGAUUCCACUGAUGUUUGCUCCCUCUGUCUUAGCUCUCCUUCCAACCUUUCAGACGCACAAACUCUGUCUGACUCAGGCCACCCGGCACCGGGCAGCGUUCCUCUGGCUGCCAGUGAGGUUUUCCCUGCAGGUGCUCAAGCCCUUCGCCCUCUGGUUUCGGCGGCCCCUCUGCUCCCUAGGUUGCCUUUUCUGGUCGGCUCCACGACAGAGGGGCCCGGUGAGGCGGAGGAAAGGAGGCUCUUUCCCCCCAUAGGCCGAACACCUCGGUGAAGUGACUUCUGCCAGCUCCAAACCUGCACGGACAGGAGCUGACUUCCAGCCAAUACUUCCGCUUUAAAUCUCACACUUCAUGAGACUGCCUGAGAACCCACCGCUUACCUCAGUGGGGAAAGAUGGCUAAGGGUGUGUUUUGUUUUCUUUUGUUGAUGGGGGAGGGAGGGAGAAGGGGGUAAGGAGGGUGAUUAAUUCUUUCCGAGAUGCAAGUGUUUCUUUUUAAAAUCUGUAAGUAAUACAACUAUAUAUAUAUCCACCAUUUGGCACAAGGCAAAACACUCAUGCUAAGUAAAAGGGGAAGACAAAGCCAGUUUCUUUUGUUGUUGUUUUAGAAAAACAACACACAAACAGGAAUUCUCCAAAGAAGGGGACAAAACUGCUAGUUCCCUGAAGUGCUCAUGAUUGUACAGCUGGUCCCUGCUUGAAUUCAUACUUCUCAUUUUGAUUCUGUAAAACACCACUGCAGUGUCAGUUAGCGAGGUGUAUCUGUUUGCCACACACGGCCACCUUGGCAAACUACAGAACUGCCAACAUUUACCACGCUGACGGCAGCCACACACGUCUGCCCGGCCCACAGCACUUAGAACAGUCCGUGGGCUGGGACUCUUAGCUGGCAGGCUAGGAAACACAGUGAACAUAAAUGUACUGUGAAUCGUUCCUGAUAAGUGAAUAAAACAUUGUGACCAAACAAUCAGCUUAUUCACUUAUCAGGAAUCGACUGUUCUGCUAAUUCGCUGUUUUGUUUUUCAUCUCUGUUGUAGCUCACUAUUUUUGCUGUGUUCUGUUUUCUCCUCUCAUGCUUGGGCAGAAUCACUGGGAAUACUAUCUUCAUGUGACCAUAAAACGUUUAUAUCGAGUGAAAUGAUAUCUUAACAAAAUCUAUGCACUUGCUAUCAGGAACACAAUACUGGAUGUGUCUUAUAUAUAUUGAACUAUAUAGUACUCGAUUUCUUAAAUAAAGCUUAAGAAAGGA
Prionailurus viverrinus (fishing cat) is the source of this 9382-nucleotide messenger RNA. It is a transcript of the gene CELF2, whose product is annotated as CUGBP Elav-like family member 2. Gene Ontology annotation, biological process: mRNA splice site recognition; regulation of alternative mRNA splicing, via spliceosome. Bases 153 to 1718 code for a protein of 521 amino acids. Lineage: Eukaryota; Metazoa; Chordata; Mammalia; Carnivora; Felidae. Gene Ontology annotation, cellular component: nucleus; cytoplasm; ribonucleoprotein complex. The transcript has 13 exons. The record is from RefSeq and is a predicted model, not a curated record. Gene Ontology annotation, molecular function: mRNA 3'-UTR binding.